AUGAAGGGUAAAUGCUUUUUAUCUGUUUUGACUUGGUUAUUGAUUGUUUUGGUUGUGCUACUACAGGCGCCAACUGGAAAUGGAUCGAAGAAGGGAGAGAUAAAGUUAAGAGUAAGGGUACCCAUGAGAGAUGGUUUCCCCCAAUUUGUGAAAGUAGUUUGGGACCCUUCUCAACAAAAGUACACAGCAUCAGGAUAUUGCAUGGAUGUUUUCAAUGCCGUUCUGACCUACUUACCCUUCAAUGUUUCUCUACAUGUUCUACCUGCUGUUGUUAAGUCAAGCUAUGGUAGCUAUGGCUCUACAUUUGACCAUGCACUUCAAAAAACAAAUCUUAAUGAUGUCGUGGUAGGGGAUGUAACAAUCCUGGCCAACCGUUCGAAGCUUGUAGAUUUCACAGUGCCAUAUACUGGAUCGGGAGUUAAAAUGGUAGUACCAGUUAAACACGGGAGGGAUCAGAACAUGUGGACUUUUGUGAAACCAUUCAGUUGGGAUCUAUGGUUGAGCAUAAUCAUCAUCUCUACCUUCAUAGGGAUUGCCAUACUCAUCAUGGAAAGAAAUGUAAACGCGUUGCCUAAUCAGGAGGGUUCGCCAAAUCAAACAAAGCUUGGCGCUUCAACUAUCUUGUGGUUUCCAAUAUCACAAGCCAUUCUUCCUGAGAGAGAAGUAGUGGUCAAAGGUUGCUCUAGAUUUGUGUUGAUGGUUUGGCUUCUAUUGGCGUUCAUCCUCAUGCAAAGUUACACUGCUAACUUGACAUCCAUAUUGACCUUGGAUCAACUGCGACCCAUUUUUCUGAAUGUUAAUGAUCUAAGGAGAGAGGGUUAUUACGUUGGAUACCAGUUUGGGUCUUUCGUUUACGAUGUGUUGAUUGACCAAUUUAAGUUUGACCCAUCCAAACUAAGGCCAUACAGAAACAUUGGUGAGUACCAUGACGCUCUAAAGCUUGGAAGCCAAAAUGGGGGUGUUGCAGCUAUAUUCGAUGAAGUUCCCUACCUUAAACUCUACCUUCAAGAAUACGGAUCCAAUUACAUUAUGGCUGGCCCCGAAUAUAGAAAUGCUGGCUUUGGUUUUGUCUUCCCUUUAAACUCCAAUCUCACGGCUUACUUUUCGAGAGCCAUUCUGAAUGUGAUUGAAAGUGGAUUAAUGAAUGAGAUUGAGGACAAACAUUUUGGAAAGAAUUAUGUUGGAGGAGAACACGAGUCUGCGCAAAUAUCUUCUUCACCUCUCAGUCUCAGCUUUCAUAGCUUCUCUGGGUUUUUCUUUAUUUCUGGGAUUUCUACUUUAUUAGCGUUAUUGGUUUCAGAAAGAUUUAUUUGGCAAAGACUAAUUCUGAUGGCUAAAGCAUUGACUGAGAUUAUGUCCCCAAUUCAUCUUUUCAAGAAGGAAACACGCACUCGUCCAAUCCAGGAUUCUAUUCAUGAAACGGAGGCUUAA
Molecule: messenger RNA, 1431 nt
Organism: Vigna unguiculata (cowpea)
Lineage: Eukaryota; Viridiplantae; Streptophyta; Magnoliopsida; Fabales; Fabaceae
Product: glutamate receptor 2.8-like
Cellular component (GO): membrane
Molecular function (GO): ligand-gated monoatomic ion channel activity
Source: RefSeq, a predicted model, not a curated record